Aureobasidium uvarum is the source of this 834-nucleotide messenger RNA. The record is from the annotation of a GenBank genome assembly. NCBI's taxonomy places the organism in Eukaryota, Fungi, Ascomycota, Dothideomycetes, Dothideales, Saccotheciaceae.
AUGGCUUCCAAUCCACUAUCCAGACUCUUAAUUCUUCUCGCCAUCACAAUAUUCUGCGCCAUCCCUAUCUCCGCACAAACAGCCACAACGGCACCACGAACCCUCUCCAACAGCACCUCCAGCACACGCACAAGCACUUCUCGCUCCAGCGCUUUCACCUCAAACGCACCUCCAGACGUCUACCUCAACGUCCCCGAACUCCAUGUCGGCCGCAUCGAACUCACCGUCGAAAAACUAUCUGCAGACCUCAAUCUCAAUGCCAAAGUCGCAAACCUGGUGCAAUUGAAUGCCGGAGUACAAGUUGCCGUGGAAAAAGUGAACAUUACCAUUGCAGAGGUGGAUGCAGAGGUUGAGUUGGUCAUCAGACUUGGUCACCUCGUUGAUAUCGUGGGUCGUGUCUUCGACUCUUUGGAUCUCAACCCUCUCCUCAUCUCCACAAUUGGCAAUGCGACCCAACUUGUCGGCAAUGUGGUCGGCGACGUCAUCGGCGCAGUAGACGGACUCCUCGGUUCCAUCACUCAAGGAGGAAAAACCCUCAACUUUGUCGUCGACAAUCUCGGAAACAUCGUUCAGGAGGUCGGAGGUGUGAGCAGCAUUGUUGGAGACUUUACGAGAAACAUGACUCAGACUGGCACGAGCAAGAGUGUUGGGCAGGGCUUGACGCAAAAUGAGUACAAGUAUUCGCCGUUGAAUGCCUUGGUGGAUAUCGUCUUCAAUGAAGCGGGUCAAGUCGUGCAGGCUGUGGUCCAGAAGAAGAACGGUGGAAGCAGCAGCAGUGGAGGUGGCGUCAGAUCAAACUCGACAAUUUCUGCUGCUCCCAUGCAAAAGCACUAG